Messenger RNA from Mya arenaria, 6764 nucleotides. RefSeq lists its product as uncharacterized. The transcript has 10 exons. Bases 1148 to 2638 code for a protein of 496 amino acids. Lineage: Eukaryota; Metazoa; Mollusca; Bivalvia; Myida; Myidae. The record is from RefSeq and is a predicted model, not a curated record.
AAAAUGAUAGUGAUUUUUAAAGAAAAACAUUUAGGGACAAAUUCACUAAAAAUAUAGUUUUGUUUAAAUUGAUAGACAUUCAAAUUGUGUUUAAAAAGGUGUCAAAAUGAAGGUGUCUUAAAAUGGGCGACUUUGAAGGACGUGUUUUGGAGAGGAAAAAUUCACUAAAAAUACAGUGUCAUUUAAAUUGAAACAAUUGAUAAUGACAAUUUAACUGUGUAUAAAAAGGAAUCUCAAAAUAAAGAAAACAAUCUUAAAAACGCGACUAUGAAGUACGUGUUUUGGAUUUUUCAUUCAAGAGAUUUAUGAUAUAGUUUUACCUAUUAAAUAAAGCGGUAAAUUUAAAGCAAUGUUAUGAAAAUAUUUGCUUAUAAUGAAUAGUGUGAACAUGUAUACAUUUUAUUAUUUUGUCGUUUAUUCAUUAAGCAACUGUUUAAAAUGUUAACCAGUGCUUGACGUUGAAUUUGGAUUAACAAGAAAAACCACUAAGAUAAUGGAUAAGAUUAAUUAAUAAGUGCAUAAUUUUAAUAAUGAGUCUUGUUCCUGAAAGAUGAUUGAUAGUUCAGAACUCAAAUAUAACAAUAUGCUGAGUCACCUGAAAAUAUUAGAGCAUAGUUAAUGAAUGAGUGGGUCUGUUUGACUUUGUUUUACCGUAAACACUGUCAAUAUAGAUGAUUAACGAAGAUAUCAAGUUUUAACCCAUGCUGAAGAGGUCAUUGGUGAAUACAUUAACGCCGUUUAUAAGUAUUUGUACAAUAAUAUCUGACUAAACACAACUAAUUACAGUGUUAUACAGGAAUUACAAUUUACUCACUUUAUGGCGUAUACAUACAAUUUACGGUGUUUUUACGACAGCUUGAUUUUAAUUAAAAAAUAAAUAUUGGAUAUCUUUCUCUCACUCGGAGACUAGAUACAAACGCCAUGAGGAGAUUUUUUCUCCUGAAUAAAGGGAUACAAUACGGUGGGUGAUCUUCCGUUACAGCGCCGGGAGCUUUAACGCUCUAUUCCGGAAAUAUUACUGAGAGGAGAAUAAUAAAACAUGGCGGAUUCUUGAACGUGAAUUAUUAACAGCGUGUGUUCGAUAGGAAAUAUUAGACCAAGAGUCCUGGAACUUUGAAUAAAGCUUGUCCAUUUGGCGGCAGCCGUCAUGCAUAAGGCGUACCUACCUCCUUCAAUGGCCACUUCAAGCGGCACCAAGUGCUUCAAGGCGUCCAGCCUCGACCACUGUCCGAAAGGCCAUGAAAUGGAAACAUGUACAUUGAACGGGGAGUCUGGCCGUUACUGUAAACAGUGUGGGGACCUCACCUUCCAGCCGAAUGAAAACAGAUUUGGCGACCAAUGUAGAAUCAGACGAACCUGUGACAAAUACCGUAUGAAGUUCGCGGAAUACGGGGACAAAACUCGAAAUGCCGUCUGCGAGUGCGAUCUUGGCUACCAUUUUGAAAACGAGGAUCAGCGCGCAUGCGUACCGAACAAGGAUUGUGGGAAGGGGUUCGGCAUGGGAGUUUACGAAGACAACACGUUGACAGGUAUAUGUCAAAAUUGCUUCGAGAAAAACAUGUGGUCGGAAACGAUAAAUAAUUAUGACAGAUGUAAACCCCUCAAAAAUUGUGAGAAGAUGAGUCGGUGUACAAUAGUGAAGAGUAACGGAACAUUCGACAAUAAAUGUGGACCCGUCGUGGCAAACGUCAAGGAUUGCGACAGUAUCGUCCAUGCGACGGCGGAACCGGCGACCGCCACUUCCACAUCCACCGUUGUCGGGCUAGCGGUGGCCGGUGGCGUCUUGUGCCUCCUCCUCGUGCUCCUGCUCGUUAUUCUAUUCGUGAGGCGGCGCCGGCGGGCAGCGCGGGAGCGGCAGCUGCGAGCGGAGGAACUGGAGGAGAUGCUUCCGGAAAUUGUUAAGCGCGCGAAGAAAGAUGAAAACUUUUGCAAGAAAGUGUUGGACCUGCUACAGCGAGAAGUCGAGGACCGAAUCAACAACCAGAUCUGGGCGCUAGCUCAGGAACUCUUCAAAUCCCACCUAGAACCCGCGAAGUACGAGGACCUCCUGGAGAAAUACCGCGACCAGCAGCACAAAUACGCCGUGAACGGCUACUUGAACGACUGGCGCGGGUGGCGCGGUAACCAAGGCGACGCCGUGCACGAGCUCGUCACGUGCCUGCAGUCGGAGCGCGUGAAAAGGCCCGACAUUGUCCUGGAGGUGGUCAAUAAACUCCGUGAAGACUUUCCAGAAGUAGUAGAGUCAUACAGUCCAAAUAAACGGUCCCCAAGGUCUAGCCCAGCCAAGCGCUUCUGUGCCGCCAUUUUCCCGUGCGCGUGCAAAGAAAACGACCCGGAUGUUUACGAGUGCAAAGACACUUCUAAGGGCCUGUUAUCAGAACAUCUCAACAAUGAUACUAAGGACAAUAGUCACGUGACAGUAAAUCUCGCGCCAGGCGGACCACAUGACGGUAAUACCGGUGGUGGCGGAGGUGACGUCAUAAUCUCACCGGAAGACGCGGGUGGUGUUUACCGGAAGGCAGCCACUCCUAGCGCGCCCGUGAUAGAAGACGAUGUAGGAAUUUACCCUGAUGUGGAGGUGAAAGGUCAACAUUUCUAUGACCGAUCGGAUUCACUUCCGGUCCAAGCGAGUAGUUAGAAAUAGGUGCUCAAAUUAGUGACUACAGCAAAAUAUUGCCUAAUUCUUGUGAUCUACAAACUUAUAAUCGUGAAUUUGUACAAUUGCGACCGUACAGAAUGCAGUAGUUUUUAACCAUCCUUAUAAUAGACAUAUUGAUUGUGAUUGGUUAGAGGCCUACGUUUUAAAUUAAUUACAGUCUCGUUGUGACGUAGUUGACUGUUGUGACGUCAUAAUGAUAAUUAUAAUUAUUUUCUUUCUGUCAUAAUGGCCUGUGAAUCGGCUAAUGGAAUCUCGAACUUGAAUUAAAAUGCCACAUCGAUGUGUGUUCGACAGAUGUAAGAUAAAUUGUUAUAUUUGCAAAGUAUGAAGCCAGAAAUAUUAAAUAUAUUACAUUUUGACCAGAUCAUAAUGAUAAACUCAUAUCUUAAGUCAUAAUGCUUAUCAUUGCUAUUUUCAUUAACAAAAAAUCACAUAAGAUAUAAUCGAUCAUUUAUUUUUUAUUUCAUUCACUGCCUCUGUAUAUAUGCUGGCUUUCUGUUGAUUUUUCCAUACAUGUAAGUGAUUACUUUCUGUCAGCAAUUUAUGAAUUGAAUAAAUGUACGAUGAAGCAAGGAGCUUCCUUAAAUGUUUGGCGCUUUUUUCGAAUCAUAGUUGUAAAUAAUUGUGUUUUUGCAUUUUUGUCUUAAAAAGACAACUCAUUUGACAUGUGUGUUUUUAAGUUUAAAAUGAUGUAGAAGUUGUUGAGAAGUUUGAUGUACAGUCGAAACUCGCUUUGUCGAACUCCGUUAUCGCUUGUUUCGACUAUUUUGGAUCAAGUUAAAUAUGUUCUGUGUUUCGGUUAUAUCGAAUGUUGGUUAUCUCGAAGUAUUUCCCGAGGAUCCAACGACUUCGUCAUAACGAGUUAUUACUGUCGAUACGCCUACUUUAUAUUUGCGUUAUGGAUGUUAUAAAAUUGUUAAAAUGUUUGUUAGUUCUAAAGAUGAAUUUCGGCUUGAUUUUUCGAAGCCAAUGUGCUUAAAUUUACCUUUGCUAUUGUAACUGACUGUUCGAUCAUUUAAGUAUUGAUCAUGAUCAAAGGUGAUCCAUAAAUAAAUUACCUGGAACUACCCUCUAAAUCAUUGUCAUAUAUUUGAACUGAUCUAUAAUUGAUAUGAAACGAUCUUAAGUUUAAGAAUUAAGUUUAUAGUUAUCAGAAGUGCUCCAAAAGUCAAUUAAGUUGUGUCUGAAUCUAGCCAACAUUACAGUAUCUUAGCAGAGAUAACUUACGAGUCUAGUAUCUGAUCUGAUAAAAUUCGCCCGCACAUUUUGCGUAUUUAACAUUUUUUAUCGACUAAACUAUAAAUAGCAAUUUUAAAAAUCCAGGACAUUUCUAUAUAUAUAUAUAGAUUUCAAUAGCAUAAUUAUUGUUAGCAACUUAGUCAGAUUGGCGAAGGAUUAAAGUUCGGUUUAUCUUACAUUUUCAGUGGCUUAUAUUUCAUGUAGAUAAGCAUUGUUUCGAUUUGAUCAUUCCAGUGUGUGCAUAAUCAUGCAAGUAUUUCUUGAUUUGUGCAAUUUUCUUAAUUCCCAAAGAAAUAUUCGAUGUACGUAUUUUUUUUUAAUUUUUAUUACUAAUUGAAUUUGAAAAUAUAUGAAUGAAAUUGAUCAAAAUUUUCAUUUUAAAGAUUUUAUUUUUAUCACAUAGAAAGAGUAUUUCGCAAUAGUAUUUGUGUUCAUUUUGCUUUUCAGACUAACCAAAAAUAUUGAAGGAAUGUCUAAAUGAGAUAUGUUCGAUCCAAAAGUCUUGUUUUGUCUAAUUUUAUUGUGCUUUUCAAAGAAUUUUAACUUUAAGAUGUUGUUAAUGUUAUUAAGAAAAUAAUGUUACCAUGAAUUCGCUUAUGUUUUUUUAUUUACAAGUAUUAAAAUUUCGAAGCAUAUAAUGAUAUAUUUCAUAAAUUGUGGCUGAUAUGAAUUGUUUCACUUUUUAUCUAUUUUUAGAUUAUUAUUUUUUUAUUUUUGAAGGAAACGAGUUUUGAAUAAACCCACAUUUGUCUUCAAAGAAACGUUCAUUUAAAUGUUCAACAGCUUUAAAAAUGCGGUGACUACUUGCGUUAAUGCUGUGUUAUUCAUUUUUUAUUGUUUAUUGAUUUUAUUAUGAUAAUGAAUUUAUUGAUGGGUUAAGCAGUGUGUGUAUACCACGUGAUAAAUUACGUCAUAAAUGUAACAUCAGAAGGCACAAUUUUGCUUAAAAUGAAGACUUAAAUCAAAGAUAACUUUUCUUUUACAACAACAUUUUAAAGGAAACAAAGGACAGUCUAUGCCGCUUAAGGAGCCCCGCCUUCGUUAAAUUACUGGAGUUUGAUAAGGUGAUUAGUUUCAUCAAACACUUCGACAAACCUGUUUCCAAAAUAAUGUUUUGAAAGUGCUCCAUCAGACGGCCGUAUUGUGAAAAGGUUUGUCGAAGUGUUUUAAGAAACUACGCUCUCAAUCAAACUCUGGUUCAAGACCGAAGGCGGGGCUCCGUAAGCGGCGUAGACUGCGCUAUGUUUCAUUUAAAAUGGUGAAGAAAUAGGAAAGUUAUCUUUGUUUAAAGUCUUCAUUCGGAGCAAAAUAUUGCCUUCCGACGUAGCAUUUAUGUCGCAAAUUAUCACGUGGUAUACACACACUGUUAAGGAGUUCUUUAAUAUUCCAAAUAAUCUGUUAAAGGGACUUAAUCGCAUAUUUUAUGUUCGCGUUGAAAUUGGAUUACUUUUCUUACUUAUAUGAUAAGCACAAAAUAGCAAUUGGCAAAAACUUAUUUGAACAUAAUUUUGUUAAUCCAAGCCUAAAACAAUUAUAUUUUGAAUAGCAAUACCAUCGUUACACUUUUUGGAAAAUAAAGGCAUUUUUAGAUACUUAUGUUAAAAAAUCAGCUCUGUAUUGAUUUUUUGAAGAUGUUUCAACAUUAUUCAACACCUUAAAAUAAUUCAAUUUCUAAUAACAUUAUCAACGCUUUUUGGCAUAUUUUGUGAUAUUUUUCGAUAGUUAAUACCAAACAAACUCUUAAUUUUAUUAUUUGAUUAUCUAUUUUUAUUUUAUAAAGCAUUUUACGCAAUGAAAUCAUCGCACCUCGUCGUAAAAAGCGUUCUGUUCAAAUUUCACACGAAAAAAAAUAAGUUGUCUGAGCCCAUAAAACAUGGACAAGUCCCUUUAAUGAGUACGUAAUAUUCCAAACCAUUUGUUAUUAAUACGCAGGCAAAUUGUACCUUAUUUUAAGCAUUUAUUUGUUAAGUUGUUUUGCUUUAAUUAUAAUUUAUUCUGUUUAUUAUCUUAUUUGUUACAAAUGAAAUUGUUAAGAAAUGCACAAUUUAGUGAGGUAAUUAAUUAUCUGAGUAUUUGCAUAUUCAGAAAUCGAACUUUAGUAUUUUUAGUUGAUAUGUGAUGGAAAUGUAUUUUCAUUGUAUUAUCACAAAAAAUGCUUGUAUUGAAGAAAAACUUAUGAUAUUUUGUAUGUUGUUAAUGAAUUAUCAAUUGCCACAGUUAUGUUUGUUAUUGGUAGUUUUUGAAAAGUAUGCAUUGGCGGCAAUUGUUGGAAUGGAUAAUAUGUUGAUUUUUGAAAACCAGUUUAAAACACUUGAAAGGUUCCAGCAUUUGUUUUGUAAAAUCUCCAAUAAAUAUUGGAGCGAAAUAUAUAUAUGUAUUUGACCUAAACACAAUAAUUCGAAGAUUCUUUUUAAUGAUUAAUUUGACUUGCCCAUCCUAUUUCAUAAUACAUUAAUGAGUACAAAUAUUUACUAUACUUAAUUGAACCAAAGAUUAUUUCUACAAAACCAUUUUUUUAGGUCGUCUUUUUUUUCAAUGAAAACAAUGGAGGUGUUGUCAUGAAUAGCCUUGUUGUUGGUGUAGUUGAUGUCGCUGUUGUCAUCAUCGUUGGCGUCUUGAUUUAUUUUAAUCUUGGCAAUGACUUAAACCUUGUUCAAGAUAUGAAAAUAAACCUUAUGCACAUGUUCGACUAAAAUCUCACAAACAGACGAGCGUUGGCGGUCCUCCCGCGACGCUCUUGUUAUCUGUGUUUAUGUAGUUAAUGCAUUCAUAUACAUGUACUUGUACAGUUCUCAAUCGCUUUUGCUGUCUGAUUUCAUUGGGGAACUACCAUAUGUAAAAGAAAACAAUAAAAAUGCUAUUUUCA